AGCAAUUGUCCCACCAAAUCACUCCGGUGUAAUUCAAGAUGUUCGCCCCUACUGCUCGCCGCGCCGCGGCCCAGGCCUCCGCCUAUGCGCCCAAGUACUACAUCCCCCGCACCGCCGCCGGUAUGACCCUUGGCACAGCCAUCCAGCUUGGUUCCGUCGCUGCUGGCUUCGGUGUCGCCCUUGGUUCCGGUGCCCUCUUCCUCUUCGGCGAGGUUCCUCGUGUGCGCAACGAUAUCCUCCGCAAGCUUCCUUUCUUCGAUACCUACUACGACCGCACCAUCGCCCCCGAGGACAACCCCUUCUAAAUUAUUCGCCAGGGUAUAUACCUGUCUCCCUUGAUCGAUAUGAAUCGAGGCUUUCGGGGGUUAGGCUGGGGCUGUACUGUGUAGAAUAGCGAUGAAAGUCUUUUCUGUUUUUAAUACCACAUAGAAACAGUUGUUUCCAAG
Penicillium crustosum is the source of this 446-nucleotide messenger RNA. RefSeq names its product cytochrome b-c1 complex subunit 10. NCBI's taxonomy places the organism in Eukaryota, Fungi, Ascomycota, Eurotiomycetes, Eurotiales, Aspergillaceae. The record is from RefSeq and is a predicted model, not a curated record. Gene Ontology annotation, biological process: mitochondrial electron transport, ubiquinol to cytochrome c. Bases 39 to 305 code for a protein of 88 amino acids. The transcript has 5 exons.